CAGAUGAGACAGAAUAACAUUUAUAAAUUUCAACUCGACUAUUAUAAGUUCUGUUUUAUCUUUUUCUCUUCUCAAAGAAAAGUUCAAGAAAAUUCUUCUCUGUUAAUCAUCAUGAUCAAGCAAACUUUUACCUUAAUUCUGUUAAUAACCACAGUUUCAUUAGCCCGAAGUGCAUCUGAUAAUGAAGAAAGUACUUUCUAUGUAGACGCUUUCAAAGAAGUGUGUUCGUUGCGUACCAAAGAAAUCAAAGACGGAAAUUUUGAUAAAGCUAUCAAAGCUACGAGCGAUUGUAGGGAAAAACUCUUGUCCAAAGAUGAACUUGCUGCAAUUAGUAAAUGUGAAAUUAUUUUACCAAUGAUCAAGGCUGAUGAAGUUACCAAAAUCUGCAAUGACAUGAAUGGUAGUCUAGACAAGUUUACUGAGCAAAUAAAAUGCAACAAGCAAGCCGCUGGUGACAAAAUCAACAAAUUUGGGGAGUGUUAUGUAGCCUUCCAAAGAUCCGUUGCGGGUUAAAGUGCUCCAAAAGUCCGUUAGUUUGGUGGAAAGAAAGUUAAACGAUGCAGAUGAAGAUUUGAUUCUCCCAGUUAUCAUUACAAUAUUGUAUCAAGUUCACUUUUAUAAUAAGCAAUUGAAAACAUUAA
Molecule: messenger RNA, 641 nt
Organism: Tetranychus urticae (two-spotted spider mite)
Lineage: Eukaryota; Metazoa; Arthropoda; Arachnida; Trombidiformes; Tetranychidae
Source: RefSeq, a predicted model, not a curated record